AUGAAAGUAUCCAACGCUUUUUUUAUCUUCCAAUCGCUUGUCGUAUUGUACUAUUUCACACCAUGUCUGGCGCAAAGGAGGUACGUCAAUGCGGCUUCAGUGGAUUCAUUAAAGUCGAUUGACCAGGAACUGCAGAAGAAGAAAAACAAGAAGAAGAAAAUGGCCUUGUAUUCCAUAGGCUCCAUUGUGGCACUAGCAACAGCCAUAGCAGGUGGAGUAGGCCUAGGAAUGUACAUUAAUGAGAAAAAAAAAAAAUCAGAAAACGUACAGGAAAUUGAAAAGUCAGAAAACAAGACAACAGAAGAACAGGAUACACUGUUGAAUAAAUCUGAGGAUGCCAAUAUUGAGAUUAAAGGGGAUAGCGAAGAGAUUAUAACCAAGGUGAGCGUCCAACCCAGCUAUGCAGGAUUAGGCACACAGAACUUUAGUAAUAGGGAUCUUUCAAGUAUUGGCAACGUAUCCGAUAAUACCAAUAAUGGACCAGGUUUAAAAUCAGGUGACUUCCCUGAUUCUAUAUUUAGACAAAAUUUGGAUGAUAAUGAGUACCGACCUCUGAUGUUGGAAGAUGCCUUGGAUGACUCCCCACUUAGUGACCCAGUUCAAAGUGGACCUUCUAAUUCCAUGAACAGCGGAAGUGGUGACUCCAGUUUAAAUUUGUUUUAUGACAGCAGAAGAGAUAUAGGUAUAUAUGGACAGGACAGAUUGUUCAAAACUUUAGAUUCAGAUAUAGAACCUCUAAUUAUCCCUACAAAAUACCCAACAGUUGGAAAUAAAGAUGCCUCCCCAAGUGGUGUUGGUUCGUCUUCGAAUUUUUCAGAUGGACCAAGUACAUCUAGUUACUCUAGGUAUAACGAUUAUUCGCAAGGCAUUGGCAGCUCUACUCGACAUUAUAGCUCUUCUUCUAGCGGGAGCCGAGGAUAUGGCUUAGGUUCGCAUAGUGAUAUGGGAUAUGCAGGUGGUGUCCCCAUCUCUGGGCUUAGAGCACUAAAUAGAUGA
This is a messenger RNA of Plasmodium fragile, 996 nucleotides long. RefSeq lists its product as uncharacterized. The coding region runs from base 1 to 996 and encodes 331 amino acids. The record is from RefSeq and is a predicted model, not a curated record. Lineage: Eukaryota; Apicomplexa; Aconoidasida; Haemosporida; Plasmodiidae. The transcript has a single exon.